AAUAACCAAAAGUUAACAUGAGAAAUACUUUGAAAUCCCUCUUUAUGAUAGCAGUGAUGAUGCUUUACUCACAAUAUGGAUCAACUCAGCAGAUUCCAGAAAAACUUACUAAAGCACAUCAAAAUUUUAAAGACACUGAUUCUGAAUUGCUGAAUCAAGGUCCAACAGCAGUAGUUCCUGGAGUUGUUACGAAUCAAGAUAUAAAAUAUGAAUACGACAUGGAAUGGGCAAAUGUAUGGGAUGAAUCAGAGAUACUAAAUCAAAGAUUGCUUCAAGCUGUUGAAAAUCCAACUUCACCAGAGUCUGAUCCAGACACAGAAGAGCAAGUAGACCCGGCCACAUCUGAAGGAGAUGAAUCAAAGGAAGGAGGCAAGAGAAAUGUCUACUCAACAAUGGAAGGCCUGGUCUAUAGUUUUUGGUUCAUCUUCUUGUCUGAGAUUGGAGAUAAGACUUUCUUGUUCAUUGUUCUCUAUGCAACAAGGAUGAACGGAUUCAAGUUGUUGUUAAUUUCCUCUAUUGGACUGUGAGGCAUGCAUUGAAUCGGAACAGCAGUGGGAGGUGUUUUCCAAUUAUUCUUUACUCCAUUCUGGCUCAAACUCACCACUGUUAUUGCUUUCUUUAUUUUCGGAGUAGCCUUGCUCUACAUGGGAAUUACAGGCCAUGAAGAAGAAGCAGACUUUGAGCAUAAAAUGCAUGAAAUCGAACUUGAGAUGAUGAGCGAUGAAGGAAGAGGUCUGAAUAGAAGCAGCAGUCACAGUUCUAAAAGCGCAGACCCAGAGAAAGUAUCUUUAAGAAACUCUCAAAAUGAUGAAAUUGAAGAAGAAGAAUGCUACACAAUUGUAGAAGCUAAGAAAGAGAGUGUUUUCACAAAGAUUUACAAAGUAUUAGCUUUUAACCAAGCAAUGAAAAUUAUAUUAACCAUCUUUGUGACUGAGAUGGGAGAUAGAUCCCAAAUUUCAGCUAUAGGUCUUGCUGCUCAAUACCCAUUUUGGAUAGUAGCAUUAGCAGGAUCUAUUGGACAUAUCCUCGCACUUGCAUUAGCAAUAUUAUUUGGAAGAGCAAUUUCAGACUACUCAAGCGAAAAAUGCAUUAAUAUUAUUGGAGGAAUUAUGUUCUUGAUAUUCAGUGCUUACUCAAUAGUUAUCUAUUACAUCCUUGAGGAAGACUCAGAACUUUUAUAAAGGUUUUUAUUCAACACUAAUU
Messenger RNA from Moneuplotes crassus, 1203 nucleotides. NCBI's taxonomy places the organism in Eukaryota, Ciliophora, Spirotrichea, Euplotida, Euplotidae. The record is from the annotation of a GenBank genome assembly.